This is a messenger RNA of Fusarium graminearum PH-1, 1263 nucleotides long. RefSeq lists its product as uncharacterized. Gene Ontology annotation, molecular function: dipeptidase activity. The transcript has 3 exons. The coding region runs from base 1 to 1263 and encodes 420 amino acids. Lineage: Eukaryota; Fungi; Ascomycota; Sordariomycetes; Hypocreales; Nectriaceae. The record is from RefSeq and is a predicted model, not a curated record.
AUGCCUUCAGCUACAACUAUAUCAGAUGUCAUCGGCAUCGCUCGCCAGACCAUCGCAUCCGAGACAAAGCGUCUCCAGUCACACCUCGAAAAGGUUUCCCUCGACAUACAUUCACAUCCAGAGCUAUGCUACGAGGAGGUCUUUGCACAUGACACUAUUUUCGACUUCUUGGAGGCUAACGGCUUCACUGUAACUCGUCAUGCCUAUGAUAUUUCAACAUGUUUUGAGGCUGAGAUCGGCUCAGGCGAGGAAGAGCAAACUGUUAUCUACUGUGCAGAGUACGAUGCACUUCCUGGAAUCGGCCAUGCAUGUGGUCAUAACUUGAUCGCCCUGUCAAGUAUUACAGCGUUCGUGGCCAUUGCAAAGGCCAUGGCCGAAACCGGUCUCGCUGGCAAGGGCAAGGUGCGCUUACUUGGUACGCCUGCCGAGGAGGGAGGCUCCGGUAAGGUCAGACUUCUGGAUGCUGGAGCCUUCAAGGGUGCUUCUGCAGCUCUCAUGUCGCACCCAACCAGUAUGGGCCGUAUCAAGGAGGUCGAAGGAUACGCAGGAGCUGCAGGCCUCGUCACUAUUGCCGCUUCGAUGAUAUCAGCCGAUUUUUAUGGCAAGUCCGCUCAUGCUGGUGCAACGCCGUGGCAGGGCCAUAACGCCCUUGACGCGGCCGUUGGAUCAUAUGUUAAUAUCUCUAUGCUGCGACAGCAGAUCAAGCCGGCUGAACGCAUUCACGGCGUCAUCACUGAUGGAGGGAAAGCACCAAAUAUUAUUCCCGACAAGACAAGCAUAGUCUAUGGAGUUCGAAGCACAACAGCGGCUGGCUGCAAGGACUUGCUCAGAAAGGUCAAGUGCUGCUUCGAUGCUGCUGCAACAGCUACAGACUGUACUGUCAAAACUAAAUCACCUCUAUUUUACGCCGAUCAAAUCCUCAAUCCAGUGCUCUGCGAAGCUUUCACUGAAGAAAUGCGCUACUUGGGUGACGAGUUUCUGCCAAUAGCAAAGGAAACUGUUUCAUCCUCUACGGAUAUGGGCAAUGUCUCCCACGUUCUACCCUCGUUCCAUUGUUCAUAUGGCAUUCACUCCGGCGCAGCAUCGAACCAUACCCCAGGCUUCACAGCGGCAGCGGCAACGCCAGACGCCUUGGACAGGGCUAUCAGGGUUGGGCGGGGAUUGGCUAUGCUUGGUGUUUACAUCUUGCACAAUCCAGAAUUUAGUACCAGAAUGACUACUGCAUUUAAAGCUGCCAAGGCGCAAGCGGAUGCCAAUAUUUGA